This is a messenger RNA of Aegilops tauschii subsp. strangulata, 414 nucleotides long. NCBI's taxonomy places the organism in Eukaryota, Viridiplantae, Streptophyta, Magnoliopsida, Poales, Poaceae. The record is from RefSeq and is a predicted model, not a curated record.
AUGUUGUGCACCCCCACCAUCAGCAAUGUCGCGGUCACCAAGACCCUCAUCGACGGGCGCAUAGGCCUAAAUGUUAUCUCCAUCGGGACCUUCGAGACGCUCCAAGUGCCUUGUGAUCAGCUUAUGCCCACCAGGCCUUUCUCCAGGGUGACGGAUGGAUCCACCAUCCCCCUGGGGCAAGUGAGCCUCCCUGUCACCUUCGGCACCCUCUACAACUACUACACCAAGCUCAUUGAUUUUGACAUGGCGCACAUCGGCCUCCCGUACAACGCCAUCCUGGGCUAUCCGGCGCUCGCCAAUGGCGUCAUCACCAUCGCCUGUGACGAGAAGGAAGCGGUCUGUUCCCUCGAGAGUGGCUAUAAGGCUGCGGCGGCCGAGCACUCUAACGGCGAAGGUGGCGUCACUCCUCCCUAA